CCGCAAGUACACUCCACGUUAGGAUUUUCAAUAAUGUUGAAUAAUAAUAUAAUAUAAUUUAUUAUAAUAUAUUUAUUAUAAUAUAAUUAUGAUAACAAUAAUUAUAAUGUUUCUGUCAUUUAGCUGAUUUAUCUGUUAAUUCUGUCGAACUCAACCGUCUCUAAGGUGUUGCCGUUAUUGUCCACACAGCCUAUAUACCGCUGACAUUGUUACUCUUAUUUUAAUCUAAUAGUAUCAGACAUUUCGUUCGCUGUUCUGGAAUUCAGAUAAUCUAAUAAAGUCAAUAUCAAAUUAUAUUUAUCUGUUUUGAUCUCAUCUCAACAAAAAAAGAUGUACAUAUAAGGAACAUGGACUACUCCAACAGACUGCUCGUUGUAAACCAGCUGUAGUUUACCGUCUAUAAACAAUAAAUCAAAUCUAUUUUUAAAAUAUCCUGUACACUCCAACCCAGCGUAUCGAUUAGCCGUCCUGUUCGUAUCCAUGGUGAUCAGCUGUUGAUCCCAGCGAUCGCUCGGUGAUCGCCGGGCGGGUCUGUUGUCAAGAAGAAGUGACGCGUUCUCCUUGGUUUCAGACCGCUGCGCGUGCGCAGUAGACGCACACCAACAUGGCGGCGUCAACACAGCAGCGGAGUCCUCCUGAUCUGAGGGAUUAUUGAACCGCGGACAACGAUGCUAACAUGCCGACUGAGAAGAAACUCACCAAGGAAGACACUUGGAAACCAGCCGAGCUGACCAAACACAUGAGGGACGCUGGUCAUGGAGACAGGAGGAGGGAGGAGAGAGAGAGGAGGGCGAGAGACAACACCAAAGAGGAGGAGAGAGAGAGCAGGAGGGCGAGAGACAAUAAGGAUGAGGAGAGAGAGAGAAGGCGGUCGAGAGACCCCAGGGAAGAGAGACACGUAGAGAGGAAGAGUGAGGGAGCGGAGGAGAGAGAGAAGGAGAGGAGGAGGAGGGAGGGAGGAGCAGAGAGAGAGAAGGGGAGGAGGAGAGAAGGAGGAGAGGAGAGAGAGAAGGAAAGGAGGAGAGAGGGAGGUGCAGAGAGAGAGAAGGAGAGAAGAGAAGGAGGAGAGGAGAGAGAGAAGGAGAGGAGGAGAGAAGGAGAGGAGAGAGAGAAGGAGAGGAGGAGAGCGAGGGAUGCAGAUACGAGAGGACCUGAUAGAGGCCCCCAGAGACACCGAGAAGGAGAGAGGGAGAGGCACAAAGACCGGGCGAGGGAGAGAGACACAGGAGACGAGAAGGAGAAAAGGAGAGAGGAGAGAGAGGGGCAUAGGAGGAGAGAGGGAGGGAGAGAGAGGGAAGGAGAGGAGAGAGAGAAACACAAAGAGAGGGAGCAUCGGGAAGAGGGCGAUCGACGGCACGAUGAACGGCCCGACAAAGCACGACGAGUAAGACGCUCCGAGGAGAAGGAGGAAGAGAAAAACAAAGAACCCAGAAAAGACGGAGACAGGAGGAGGAAGCAGGAGGACGGAGAGAGGGGGAAGGAGGAGGAGAGAGAGAGGAGAAGAGAGAAGGAGGAGAGGAGACGAGAGAAGGAGGAUGGAGGAGGGAGGGAUGAGGAGAGAGAGAGGAGACACAGAGAGCGGCGACAGAGACAGGUCGAGGAUGUCGGUGGGGGCGUGUCCACGGAGCUCAGGGAGCCGGAGGAGACCAAGGCCCAUCACCAUGGGGACCAAGACACUGGGGAGAAGGAGCGGCGGCGAGCGAGUAGACACCCGGUCCUCCCAGAAGCAGAAGCAGCGGGAGCAGAUGUUCCUCCUGCUGCCUCCGAGAGGAAGGCUGCUGCCGAGCCAGAGUCGGCGCACGGAGAGCCCGCGUAUGAGGACGACUUCGAGGUAAAACAGAACUUCGAGGACUUUGAGGAGCUGGAUGAGAGUGGGGAGGACGAGCAGGAGGACGAGGAGAAGGAGGAGGUGGUGGUGGAGUCCCCUCGCCAGAAGAUGGGAGCAGAGAGGAGGAAGGAGGUGGAGGCCAUCCAGAGGGCCAUGGAGGAGGAGAACCGAAGAGCAGCAGGGGGGAGGAGCGGAACCGAGGGGGAGAUCAGACCCCAAGAGUCCGAGCAGACCCGUCCGGGCUCUCCUCAUCGCGGUUCUCAGAGAGGUCCUCAGCGCGGCAAGUUUAUCGACUUUGUGGCGGCGAAGCAGAGAGAAAUCAAUCAGAAAGUCGCCAGCCAGCAGAAGAAGCGCAGUACGGAGCUACUGCGACUCGUGGAGUUGGACUUCUCUCCGACCGUCUCCCUCCUGGACCUCCCACCGCUCAGCCAGUACGACGUCUACAUCAAGAGCUUUGGGAACACCAACACCAAACAGGCCUAUGUCCAGUGUCGUGAGGACGACGGGGAGCGAGACGUCCAGACGGACCUCAUCGAGGUCCUGGACAGGUGGACCCAGCACCCGGCGGACCACACUGGAGCCUGUGGGGAACCGGGACGGUCUCAGGACGCCCCAGACGGGAACACGGCACAGAUUAACAUCGACUCCCAGCGCCUGGCCACCUUCCUACACUCAGCCGUACAGGUGAUGUCGGUGCUGCUGGAGGAGGACCACGCUGAGAGACGGUCUCUGAGGACGACCAGCAGCCAGACGGACGCCCUGUCCUUCAGCGAGGGGAACCUGCAGCUCAACACCCAGCUGCCCUUUCUCCACGGUCGGCCCUGCAGCCUGCUGCUCUUCUCCGCGUCCCAGAGACAGACCCUGCUGUCGGUCCACGGCCCCCUGGCCCAGCCCGGGGCGGUCCGCCUGGACAGCUGGACCCUGCUCUGCGUCUGGAGUAUGUGGGAGCCGUCCCGACCCCAGAAGGUCCUGGUCUACGAGUCUGAGGUGAGGUGCUGCUGCUUCAGCCCAGGGAGGGGUGCCCUGGUGCUGGCCGGGACGUCGGACGGCUCCCUGGUGCUCUGGGACCUGAGAGAGCCGGCCGGGGGUCAUCACACCAUGACCGUCGCCGGGACCGAGUGGACCUUCAGACAGCCCACCUUCUCCACCGACGCGGUCCUCUCCGCCCUGGGGCACCACUCAGCAGUCAACACCAUCGCGGUGCUCCCCUCCCCCUCCUCCACCACCUCCAGCUCCUCUACAGCCGCAGAGCCCCAGCCCCCCCUGCUGGCCAGCGAGGAGUCGGCGGGGACGUCCUUCCAGCUCGCCUCUCUGGACGAGAGGGGGGUUCUGAACCUCUGGGUGGUGCUGGAGUUGACCUCAGCCAGCCUGGCUGGAUCUCAGACUGACCUGGGUCUGAGGCCCGGAGGAAAGGUCAAGCUGCUACACAGCUCCUGUAUGCCUGCUGUGGAGAGGGAGGGCGCCGACCUUGAGGCCCUGCAGCUCCACUUCCUGCCCAGCGACGCCAACCACUUCCUCAUCACCACCAACAUGGGAGUGGUGCAUCAUGGGACGGUCCAUGGGUUCAGAUCCCCUCCCAGGGACUACGGCUCUCAGGAGGGGGGGUCGAGACCCCUCAACGUCACCUCCCUCCACUUCUCUCCCUUCAACCCCCAGCUCUUCCUGGUUGGCUGCUCGGACGGCAGCAUGAGGCUCCACAUCGUGUCGUCCCAUUGGCCGCUGGCUGAGUGGACCACCUGCCGAGGGGGCGGGGCCCCGGAGUUGGGCGUGGUCUCGGUCCGCUGGUCCCAGUCCAGACCGGCCGUCUUCUGCGUCCUUGACUCCGCCUCCCACCUCCACCUCUGGGACCUGAGCCGCGACGCCCUGGGGCCCGUCGCCACGGAAACGCUGCACGCCGACGGGGUGACGGCCAUGGCAGUAUUUGGCUCCGCCUCCUCCUCCUCCUCCUCCUCCUCCAAUCAGAGCUCGUUCUCCGGAGUGGCGCUGGCGCACCGCACAGGGAAACUCCAGCUCCACUACUUCAACCCCAGCUUCUCCUCGGCCAAUCACGCGGAGGAUGAGGGCGUCCUGCAGUCCAUGAUGCACCAAGCCCUCUGAUUGGUUAAUCGUCCAUGAUGUAUAAAGAAUUCUGGUUUGCUGGUUUGUACUGUGUAUAUAUAUACCUUCAUUUAUUUUUUACAGAUUUAAAAAUAAUAUUUAAAGUAGGCAUAUGUUUCCUGAUAAAAUGUUAUUUAGAAAGCUCUGAAUUUCCAUGUCAAGCCUGAAUACAGCUGAGGCCAAUGAGGAAAUAAACAUGUAAACAAGC
Gadus macrocephalus (Pacific cod) is the source of this 4133-nucleotide messenger RNA. It is a transcript of the gene dync2i1, whose product is annotated as dynein 2 intermediate chain 1. NCBI's taxonomy places the organism in Eukaryota, Metazoa, Chordata, Actinopteri, Gadiformes, Gadidae. Bases 677 to 3925 code for a protein of 1082 amino acids. Gene Ontology annotation, cellular component: cytoplasmic dynein complex. The transcript is spliced from 22 exons. Gene Ontology annotation, molecular function: dynein heavy chain binding; dynein light chain binding. The record is from RefSeq and is a predicted model, not a curated record. Gene Ontology annotation, biological process: intraciliary transport.